AUGAAAACAGUUCGUGCCCAGAAAUUUCCCAAAUACCUUCAACAGCACCGGCUGCAGAAAAUGCUCAGUCACUGAUACACUCUCCUUGAUCUUUCACUGGUGAUACAGCUCCUAAUGUUCUUCAAUCACAUGCUUGAGGAUAAGUAUAAUUAUUGGGUAAAUUUGGGUAUUUUUUUGGGUAAGGAUUAUUAUAUUGUUCUAUACUGUUUUAAAUGCCUGAUAAUUUUUAUAUAAAUUAUCAUCGAAAUUAGGCUAAAACAGGAUAUAAUCUGAUGAAAAAUAUUUUGCUUUAA
Blepharisma stoltei is the source of this 293-nucleotide messenger RNA. The record is from the annotation of a GenBank genome assembly. NCBI's taxonomy places the organism in Eukaryota, Ciliophora, Heterotrichea, Heterotrichida, Blepharismidae.